CCCACCUUCUUCUUCUUCUUCUUGCUAUGAAUAGCAUUUCCUCUUUUUUUAGGGCUAUUUGGGGGCUUUUCUUCCACGAUGCUGCGCGGCGACUUUUCUCCACCGCGGCCGCCAACUUGUGAGGAUUGAGGAGGACUGAUUGUUCUUGGAUUUGGAGGCCAGGUGCGGAGGAGAGCGAGGUUGGAGAUCCUGGUGAAGACGAAGGAAUGGGCGAUGGGAUGUACCUCAGCUCGGCCAUGACGCGCCUGCACCUCUGCGUCUGGAUGGCGAGUCUCACCUGCCGCCUCAGCCUGCAGCAGGAAGCGACCGGCACUCCCCUGGAGGCGGAGCUUAACAACAACAUCACCGUGUUCACGCGCAUCCUGGACGGCUUGCUGGACGGCUAUGACAACAGACUCCGCCCCGGACUGGGAGAAAAGGUGACGGAGAUCAAAACCAACAUUUUUGUCACCAGCUUCGGUCCGGUCUCUGACACAGAAAUGGAAUACACCAUCGACGUGUUCUUCCGCCAGAGCUGGAAGGACGAGCGUCUGUGCUUCCAAGGUCCCAUGAAGACGCUGCCGCUCAACAACCUUCUGGCCAGCAAGAUCUGGACGCCCGACACCUUCUUCCUCAACGGCAAGAAGUCCAUCGCACACAACAUGACCACGCCCAACAAGCUGCUCAGGCUGCAGGACGACGGCAAGCUGCUCUACACCAUGCGACUGACCAUAUCGGCAGAGUGUCCCAUGCAGCUUGAGGACUUCCCCAUGGACGCACACGCCUGUCCGCUCAAAUUUGGAAGCUACGCCUACCCGGUGUCCGAGGUGGUCUACACCUGGACCAAGGGUGCGGCCAUGUCUGUGGUGGUGGCGGAGGAAGGCUCCAGACUCAACCAGUACCACCUGAUCAACCAGACAGCCGGUACUGAGGACAUCAGCACCAGCCGAGGUCAGUACACGGUGAUGAUGGCUCACUUCUACCUGAAGAGGAAGAUCGGCUACUUUGUGAUCCAGACCUACAUGCCGUGCUUCAUGACCGUCAUCUUGUCCCAGGUGUCCUUUUGGCUCAACAGGGAGUCUGUGCCCGCACGCACCGUCUUCGGUGUGACCACGGUGCUCACCAUGACAACACUCAGCAUCAGCGCGCGCAACUCGCUGCCCAAAGUGGCGUACGCCACCGCCAUGGACUGGUUCAUCGCCGUGUGCUACGCCUUCGUCUUCUCCGCCCUCAUCGAGUUUGCCACCGUCAACUACUUCACCAAGAGGAGCUGGGCGUGGGACGGCAAGAAGGCCAUGGAGGCGCAGCAGCCCAAACGCAAAGAACCACUGGCGUUGUCCAAGAAGGCCAACAACGCGCGCGCGGUGGCGGUGAACUACUCGACCAACAUGGCCAAGGACUCCUCCAUCUCCACCAUCUCCAACAGCACGUCGGUCCAGAUGAAGACCUGCGAGUCCAAAGGGCCCGACCCCAAAAAGACGUACAACAGCGUGAGCAAGAUCGACAAGAUGGCCCGCAUAGUGUUCCCCGUGCUCUUUGGGACCUUCAACCUGGUCUACUGGGCCACGUACCUCAACAAGGAGCCUGUCAUCAAGGGAGCUGCUGCAAGUGAGACCAGCCAAACUCUUGUUAACUGAGCCUCCAGCUUCUUUCUUUCUUUCUUUCUCCAUCUUCUUUCUCCACAUACAAGUCACCUUCUAAACCAUGUUUCAUCUCCUAAACCAUGUUUCAUCUCAACGUUUUACCUCCUAAACCAUAUUUCAUCUCCAUGUUUCAUCUCCUAAACCAUUUUGUUUCACCUCCUAAACCAUGUUUCAUCUCCAUGCUUCACCUCCUUAACCAUGUUUCAUCUCCAGGUUUCAUCUCCUUAACCAUGUUUCAUUUCCAUGUUUCACCUCCUAAAACGUUUUUCAUCUCCACGUUUCACCUCCUAAAUCAUGUUUCAUCUCCCUGUUUCACCUCCUAAUCCAUGUUUCACCUCCUAAACCGUGUUUCAUCUCCACGUUUCAUCCUUAAACCAUGUUUCAUCUCCACGUUUUACCUCCUAAACCAUAUCUCAUCUCCAUGUUUCAUCUCCUAAACCAUUUUUCAUCUAUGUUUCACCUCCUGAACCAUGUUUCAUCUCCAUGUUUCACCUCCUCAACCAUGUUUCAUCUCCACGUUUCACCUCCUAAACCAUGUUUCAUCUCCACGUUUCACCUCCUAAACAAUGUUUCAUCUUCACGUUUCAUCUCCUAAACCAUGUUUCAUCUCUUAAACCAUGUUUCAUCUCCACGCUUCACCUCCUAAACCAUGUUUCAUCUCCAUGUAUCACCUCCUAAUCCAUGUUUCAUCUCCAUGUUUCACCUCCUAAACUAUGUUUUAAUCUCCAUGUUUUACCUCCUAAACGAUAUUUCCUCUCCAUGUUUUAUCUCCUAAACCAUUUUUCAUCUAUGUUUCACCUCCUAAACCAUGUUUCAUCUCCAUGUUUCAUCAAUGUUUCACCUCCUAAACCAUGUUUCAUCUCCAUGUUUCAUCUACUAAACCAUGUUUCU
Nerophis ophidion (straightnose pipefish) is the source of this 2513-nucleotide messenger RNA. RefSeq names its product gamma-aminobutyric acid type A receptor subunit alpha5 (gene gabra5). Lineage: Eukaryota; Metazoa; Chordata; Actinopteri; Syngnathiformes; Syngnathidae. The transcript has 10 exons. The coding region runs from base 207 to 1616 and encodes 469 amino acids. Gene Ontology annotation, molecular function: transmitter-gated monoatomic ion channel activity involved in regulation of postsynaptic membrane potential; benzodiazepine receptor activity; GABA-gated chloride ion channel activity. The record is from RefSeq and is a predicted model, not a curated record. Gene Ontology annotation, cellular component: GABA-A receptor complex; neuron projection; synapse. Gene Ontology annotation, biological process: nervous system process; signal transduction; monoatomic ion transmembrane transport.